GAGCCGCCAUCCACCUCAAAACAAAGAGAACAUCAUGCCACUCUAAAAAAAUGAUGAAAAGACAUUAAGGCACCAGUGUUCAUUAUAGUUGGCAUCGAGGUAGCAGAUUGGCGUCGAGUCAACCUCAAGUGAUCUAAUUAGCAAAUUCAGAAGUAGAAAUAGAAGUUCAUGUGAAUUAGCUCGUUAAAUUGAGACGAAAAUAUUACUCUCGAAGGCUGUCACCAGAAAUCACAAAGAAUGGGUGGAGUCUCCCUCCAGUCGAUCUUCAACGUCACCGUUGGUGCUGGACUGCUUCUGCUAUGUUCUUCUGGAAUUUUAAAGUUUCAACAAAUCGAUAACAAGCUGGAAGGACAUCCGACCCUAGGUCACGAAAUCAACAAACGUGACACAUCGUUGACUACCGCUCCUGAUAAGUCUACAAGCUGCACCAUGCAAUGUCCCCGCGGCCCACCUGGACCAGAGGGUGCAAAGGCAAUACCUGGUGUACCCGGUGUUCCGGGAGUUCCUGGUACUAAUGGCGAGCCUGGUUGCAAAGGUGACACAGGACCAGCAGGCGUGAUUGGUGUGCCGGGUGAACCAGGUGCACCAGGUGAAACGGGACUCACUGGCAGGACAGGGCGAUCGGGACACCCGGGAAAAGCCGGAGCAACUGGUGAACAAGGAGUACAAGGACCACCUGGUCCACCUGGACCAGAAGCUGAACCAGUCCAAGAACCAAUCUUUACGUCAUGUAACUCCCUCAAAAAGGCCGGUGUUGAUUUUAACGGUGUUUACACGAUCGAUCCUGAUGGUCCGGAUGCUGGAUUGGAUCCGUUCUCGGUAGUUUGUGAUAUGACAUCAGACUUAACAAUCGGUUAUACAACAAUUCAACACGAUAAGGAGGAAGAUGGAAAUGUGAACAAUGCUGAGACACAGGGUUCAUUCCGUGUUGAUAUCACCUACGACCACACGUCAGAACAGAUAGCAGCAAUCAAGAACGUAUCAACAUCAUGUAGACAAUUUAUUAAGUAUCAAUGCAUUGGAUCAUUGUUUGACGGCGGAUAUCAUUAUUGGGUCUCAGUUGAUGGCGAUCAGAUGUUCAACUGGGGAGGGGUUCCAACAGGAACUACCGGGUGUGCAUGCUGGAUAACGAAAACAUGUGACGAUGUUACUAAGCGUUGUAAUUGUGACGUCAACGAUGCCGUCCCUCGUCAGGACCUGGGCUACCUUACUGAUAAAGCAACUUUACCUGUUUCCCAGCUUCGUUUUGGAGAUACAGGUGAUACAGCCGAGAAAGGUGUCUACACUCUUGGACCAUUGCAAUGUGCCUAGAGCCGACUCUUACAGUCAAAAACGGAAUAAAAUAAUGAUGAUAAUAAGUUUCUAAUUUCAAUUUACUGCUGUGUAACUAUAUACUGUCCUUAUAUUAAUAUAAUAGGAUAUAAGUGUAAGUGAAAUUUAGUUUUUCAACUUUAAGCUUGCUAGUGUUGCGUUUAUUGUCUAGUUAUCUACACUGAAUAAAUCUGAAACUGUGUUCGUCUGCAAUGGAUGAUUAACGCUGUCAUAAUUAAGUUUCUGUACGUUUAUGCACAAAUUGAUGCGUGCUCCAUUUGAUUAGAGAUAGGCUUUAAUAAAUUUCUUAUCAUGGCACAGUGUUGUUUAAUGUUCUUUUUUUUCAGAUAUGAUAAAUGUAUUAUACGCUUUUAUACUUUAUAGCAUAAAUAUUGGACAACGAUAUAAGAAAGCAUUUGCCGCACUUGUAAGCUAGUAUUUUACCGUAGUAUACACAGGAUGCAUUUUAUUUUUUUUUAUAUACAGUUUUGACUAUUUAUUCAUACAUAUUAUUCAUUCGAAAUCAACAUACAACUUAUGGAAACUUCAUAAAAUGUAUCAACAGAUGUCGCAAAAUUGCAUAAAAUCUAUAGAAGUUAGUAGGCCUACAAAUGUACAAGGGUAAAAACAUUGUAAAUUACAUAUCACACAUUUUAUUGUCGUUCGUUUCAGUUUGUUAUUAGGCCUAAUAAUAUCUAAUAAUAUAUGGUACUUGCCUUUUGUAUCAGGCCUUAAAUGUAUAUUGUAACACAUUUGAAUAUAACACUAGUUGAAUGCAGACUCAAGAUCAAAUAUAGUAUUAUCGUGUAUUGUGUUUUGUUUAUUUUACUUUGCAUAUUAAUUGUCGUUUUUCCUUUUGUCGUUCCAUUGUGUUCGUUCCGUCAUGUUUUGUCUUGUCUUUGAUUAUGGAACAAAUUACUUUCAUUUUUCUAUGGUGGAGCCAGCCGUAAAGCCAUUUGGGCUUAUUUGACUUCUCCAGACACAAUUGCAUUCGAUUUUGUUUGCAUCUUUAUUAUUUUUGUCUUGUUACCACCUUUAUGCAUUGUGUGAAUAAAUAUGAAUCUAAAUGAAUCUGAAUCUGAA
This is a messenger RNA of Anneissia japonica, 2394 nucleotides long. RefSeq names its product collagen alpha-1(I) chain-like. The transcript is spliced from 13 exons. The record is from RefSeq and is a predicted model, not a curated record. NCBI's taxonomy places the organism in Eukaryota, Metazoa, Echinodermata, Crinoidea, Comatulida, Comatulidae. The coding region runs from base 238 to 1311 and encodes 357 amino acids.